Molecule: messenger RNA, 1935 nt
Organism: Brenthis ino (lesser marbled fritillary)
Lineage: Eukaryota; Metazoa; Arthropoda; Insecta; Lepidoptera; Nymphalidae
Source: the annotation of a GenBank genome assembly
AUGUUACCACAUAGGUUUGCCUCUGGACAAUCUUCAGUUAAUCGCAAGUCAAGACUUGAAGGAAAACCGUCACUACUACCAAAACCGCGUCGUCCAGGCUCCACAGACCGAUUAUCAACUGAGGCUCGUCGGCCAUCCACUGCAGGACAUCGUUCAAGUAGCGCUGAACCUGCUCGAGGAACUUUUGGUGCUCGUUUAAGUAGAGAGGCCUCUGCCACCAAAUUACCAUUAAAUGCGAGAUCCCGAUCGCAGACAAGUGAAGAUAAAUAUGGCCAAGCUCCCACUACUCCACUGCGAACAAGUCAUUAUUUGAGACCAACAACAACACCAGUGAGAACUCCAUCUGGAGACCGUUUAGAUAGAAGCUGGAAAACAUCCCUCGAAAGAGCACUUGCAUUUGUCACUGUUAAAGAUCAGAGACCCAUCUCAAAUGUAGCAUGGCAAAGAUCAGAGUAUACCCGUGUGGUGGAGGCAUUAGCAGUGCGGGGAGAAGGUGGGGGCAAAACCCUGGUCCGGCCAUUGACUAUCACUCAGUUUGUGAACAUUGUUGGUGAUUUACUUGGUGCAAUAUCAAAAGAUUCAAAGUUGAAUAAUGAUAAUUAUGUUACUAAGUUACCGCACUUGUCCAAGAGACUGUUGUAUCCGGGUGCAGUUUCCAAGUCCUGGCUAAAGACGGUCAACACUCUCCAUGCCUUUCCACAUGCUUUAGCCCUCAUUGGCUACUUAUUGGAUCUAGUUUCUGAUAUUGAAAAGCCAGUGUCAGACGAAUGGUUGUAUGUGGGCAAAGACGAGCUCUCCUGCUUGCGACGUGACUAUCUAUAUAAGUGUUGGAUGAGGUUCCAAAACCCUGGACAUCAAUUUGAGGACUUGAACGAGGAAUAUUUGUUAAACCUUAAAUCUCUGCUGGGAAAUGAUGAAGAAAAGAUAGCCGAGUUACAGCAGGUUAUUAAUAAGUAUGAAGCGUGCCUGGAGGACGAGGCGGAGCUGGCGGCGCGGGCGCAGGAGGCGCGCGUGGCGCAGCGCCGCGACGCGCUGGGCGCCGCGCUGCGGGAGCGCCGCGCCGCGCGCCGCCGCCAGCGCGACCACCUCGCGAUCCAGCGCGACCUGGCCAAGGAGAUGGCGGAGACUGUCCGAGCACUCGAUGUGGAGAUUGAGCAGGCUACGCGGUCGCUGGCGGCGGUGAGCGCGCAGGUGGCGGCGCAGGCGCUGUCGCGGGCGGAGCGCGCGCGCCUGCUGGACGACGUGGACUACGCGCUGCGCGUGCACGACUCCAAGAUCGCGCUCGCCGACCAGAUAUCCAAGAUGGUGCUGAGCAAGGAGACGGAGCUGGCGCUGUGGCAGAAGAAGACCCUGGACAGCUGCGUGGAGUACCAGCAGGGGCUCAUCCACCUGACGGCGCAGCUGCCCGCGCUGGCCGAGCUCGCGGUGGACGAGACAUCGCUGAUGGAGGCGGCGUGCGCGGCGCGCGUGCAGGGCGCGGUGGGCGCGCUGCGCGAGCAGGCCGCCGCGCUGGCGCAGCGCCGCGCCGCAGCCGCGCGCGACCGCUGCAAGCUCGGCCGCCAGCGCCGAGCCAUGCUCGAAGAGAGCCGAGCAAAGAUCACCGAGCUGAACACAGUGGUUCAAGCGGAGCAGGAGUCUUUGUCAGCGGAGCGCGCACGCGAGGCGGAGGAGGCGGCUGCGGGCGCGGCGCGCGAGGCGGCCGUGAGGGCGCAGGCCGAGCGGCUGAGGGCGCAGGCCGAGCGCCACGCCAGGGUGCUCGCCGACAGGGACUACUGGCUUCGGCAGGAUGACAUGUGGCGCACGCGGCUGUCGGAGCUGCAGCAGUACAUCGCGGCGCAGGCGGCGUCCGGCGCGCGCGCGUUGGAGGAGGCGCGGGAGCUGCGCCUGUGCCGCGUUCGGGCUGCGCUGGCGGACUGGCACGAGAAAAUCGGCCAG